This is a messenger RNA of Peronospora farinosa, 2295 nucleotides long. The record is from the annotation of a GenBank genome assembly. NCBI's taxonomy places the organism in Eukaryota, Oomycota, Peronosporomycetes, Peronosporales, Peronosporaceae.
AUGGCAAUCGCAUUUGACUCAUCGGCCGAGUCGCAGCACGAAUCGGCACUUGUGGACGCCACAUCGGUCUCUACCGAGCAGCAGCAAAUGACUUCGACACCCGGAACUGGCGAGCUGCUGGACCGUGUAGUCACCGAGUUCAGUCAGGCCUUUCAGUCGUCUCUCGUCCAGGUUGUAUCGGACAUUAGACGUGAUUACGACGUUCAUAUCGAGCCCGGCUCCAAGUUUGCAUGGAUGGAGAAAGGCGGUGCCGCUGUUGCACCUGGUGACGAACAGCUGCCCCGGAACGACGACGACGACGACGGUGACAGCGACGACGUGCGUUGCAUUCUACGCGAGCUGCAGCUCUCGCGGCUGCAAGUGCGGCAACUGCAGCAGGUCGUGGACGGCCUGCGCGAGGAGCAGCGUCUUUCAGAGAAACGCGUAGCACUUUUUGGUACAUUGUCGGCCAAACUAAAACGUAAACUUGUAGACGAACGUCUAGCGCUCAUCGACGCCAAGAAUGAAAUUAAAGAACUGCAACAAAGACGCAGGAGGGAAGAUACCGGCUCACGCGGUGGAGACGGUCGGUCUCCACAGUCUCCAUUGAUGCAAGAACAAAGUGAUAAUUUGUGGCAUUCACCAAACAAGCCCAUUGUCGGCGCUGCUGAUGGUGCUAGUGGACCAGGUACAAAUGGUGAUGGUCCGGAAGGGCCGAAUCUGAUGGGUUUCAACUUUUAUCCAUCGGCCUCGUCUCGAGGUGCGGGUGGUCAAGAGGGUGCCAACGACGAUGAUUCUCCAUCCACGUCCUCGAGCACACAGACACUCCGCAGCACUCUCAUAGGUCAAUUUUUGCCGUCCGCGUUGCUGGAUUCACCUCAAUUAACGCCCAAACACGCCAGGCCAUUUGCCGUUGACACGCUCAAUGAAGAGAAAGUGUCGCCUUCAAUAUUUCAACUGAAAGACGACAUAGAAUCACUGUCGCUCGCAGCCUUACCGACUUGUUCGACCGUAAAUCAACAAUGCACAUACAAAGGUACAGGAGACGAAAUAAAGGAGACAAGCCAGGGUGACAGUGGAAGAGUGUCGACGCUUUCGGCAGUUUCAGCUUUGAAAGUGUCUAUGCUGUCGGAGCUUUUUGACGCUAUCCCGAUCGAGGAGCUGGGAAUGAUCUUGCGGCGCUUUAAUGGAUUGGAAUCAGCAGCCAUCGACAGCAUACUGAGCUCUCACCCGAGCUUUAAUCCGGCUGUUGGAGCUGGAGAAAGCAGAGAAAGCGGCGCGUCAAUGGCAUUGCCUUCGCCGUCUCGGUCAUCUUCAGUUGGUCACAGCAAGACAAGCUUGCACCGCAGCAGUCAGAGCGGACCGAGUGUGCCUCCACCAGGAUCUUCGAGCAACUGGAAGACGGAGAUUUGUAUGUAUUAUAUGCAAGGCAAGUGCAACAAGACAAGGCGCACCUGUUCAUUUGCUCACGGGGAGAGUGAUUUGGUGCGUCCUAGCGGAUUGAGCUUAGGUGGUAGCAGCAGCAGCAAGCAUGGACCCACUUACAAGACUCGCCUUUGCCAAUCUUAUGAAAAUGGCACAUGCACAAAGUCUCGUCGCGAUUGCACGAUGGCUCACGGAGUGAAUGACCUGCGCGACGGAGCCAGCGCAAGCGGGGUCAGUGGAGGCAGCCAGCCGAUUCUGCCUCCUGCAGCUCCUAGGUUGCAGAGUUACAAGACCGAGCUGUGCUACUACUUUUUGAAGGGUAACUGCAACUACUCGAGGGAGGAGUGCCGCUUCGCCCACGGGCAGAAUGACUUGCGCACGAUGGAAAGCAACACGGCGCAGAUUGCUGCUGCAUCCAGUAGUUCUGGUUUUGGUGGAGAUUUUGGCCCAACGUCACCCAUCCCACCGCCACCGGCGAUCUCGAUGGAAAAACAGCUUCAACUUCAGCAUCAGUACCAGCAACAGUAUCAACAGCAUCAGUACCAGCAACAGUAUCAACAGCAUCACCAGCCGUCAUCAAUGACUUCUUUCCAGCCGCAGCCUCCUCCUCCUCCAGCUCAGCAACCGAGUUUCGUGCCUCAACACCAGAUUCAGUUGCAGCACUCGUCGAGAGGAGCAGGUGGGGCUGGACAUCAUCAGUUCGGCUUCCAAUCCCAGCAGUGCGACUUGGCUCAGCAGCAACAGCAGUAUAUGCCACCCCCUAGUCAAUACCGCUAUCUGAGGAAUAUGGAGGACAAGCGUCCAACGUCAGUUGGACGUCCACCGCGACGGGAUUCUGGGUCAUCUUGGAGCAGUUUUGAUGCAACGGGGCUGCCACCGUCGGAGUAUUAA